Cylas formicarius (sweet potato weevil) is the source of this 582-nucleotide messenger RNA. RefSeq lists its product as uncharacterized. The record is from RefSeq and is a predicted model, not a curated record. Bases 22 to 447 code for a protein of 141 amino acids. NCBI's taxonomy places the organism in Eukaryota, Metazoa, Arthropoda, Insecta, Coleoptera, Brentidae. The transcript has a single exon.
CUACUCCAAAGCGACGUCAAAAUGAGAACUCUACUGGUUCUGAUAGCCGUUUUCGCGAUCGUUUCUGCUGUACCUCCGAGAUUCAGGAACAGGUUUGCCAGGAUCGAGACUGCUCCGGUGCCUCAUACCAUAUACGGGCCACCAACUCAACCAUCACCGUCGUACGGCCCACCAGUAGAAGUCACCACCACCGAAGCACCGACCACCACGGAGCCGGCAAGUGAGCCUAUCGAUACGUCUGCUCAAAGCGGAAAGUUGCUAGCUAACAACUUUUACUACAUCUAUCACCCUAACGGGUUGCUCCAGAAGGUUUCAUACUCGACCAAAGACGACCAAAGACGGAUGGAGUUUAGCGCCAAGUUGACGUACGAAAACGUCGAACCUAUCAGCGGCCCCGUUUACACCUACGACCCUCAGACCUACGUUUUGAGACAGCUCCAGAAAUAAUCGAUGUUGUAUUUAUUCCCUCUAUUAUAUAAUUAAUAAAGUUGAAAUCGCGAUGGAGUCUGUGCAAUUUUUGUCGCUUUCGCCAACGGGAACGUAAACGCGAUAAACGGUUUUUUCGGGGAGGGAAAUUAAUUU